CCCCUCCCCCUCCGCCCUCCCCACUUCACAAGCAGCCUUGCCCUCCUCCCGCAUUUGUGCGCCGGUGCAGCAGGCAGUGGGAGCAUCCGGGCACUUCCGCAGCCGAGAGGCGAUCCGGGCGGCGGCAGCUGCGGCGGCGGCGGCGGCGGUCGAGGAGCUCCCAUGGCUGGGACCAGGCUGGGGGAAGGCAAAAGGGGGGCGAGGCCUUAAGCCCGAGCCGCGGCGGGGUGGGUCCCGAGGGAGGCGGAGCGGGAAGCGCUCUCGCGGGCGGAGGAGGACCGGGAGCGGGGCUCGUUCAGUCUUCUAGUGCGUUCGCCUGGCCAGCCGGGGCUCUGGAGAUGCAUCUACAUCAGGUCCUCACCGGAGCUGUCAACCCUGGAGACAACUGCUAUUCCGUGGGCAGCGUCGAAGAUGUCCCCUUCACGGCAUAUGGAUCGGGCUGUGAUAUUGUUAUUUUGGCAAAUGACUUUGAAUGUGUGCAGAUCAUUCCUGGUGCUAAGCAUGGAAACAUCCAAGUCAGCUGUGUGGAGUGUUCUAACCAACAUGGAAGAGUUGCAGCUUCAUAUGGUAAUGCUGUUUGUAUUUUUGAGCCCUUGGGCAUAAAUUCUCAUAAGAGAAAUUGUCAACUCAAGUGUCAGUGGCUUAAAACUGGGCAGUUUUUUUUGAGUUCUGUGACAUACAAUUUAGCAUGGGACCCUCAAGAUAACAGAUUGUUGACAGCAACUGAUUCUAUUCAGUUGUGGGCUCCUCCAGGGGGUGACAUUCUGGAAGAGGAGGAAGAAAUCGAUAAUAAAAUUCCUCCUGUUUUAAAUGAUUGGAAGUGCAUCUGGCAGUGCAAAACCUCAGUAUCUGUACAUUUGAUGGAGUGGUCCCCUGAUGGUGAAUAUUUUGCUACUGCUGGAAAGGAUGAUUGUCUUUUGAAAGUGUGGUACCCUAUGACUGGUUGGAAGUCUUCAAUUAUACCUCCGGAUCAUCAUGAAGUGGAAAGGAGACAGGCGUCUGCCCAGUUUUCCUUUGUCUAUUUGGCACAUCCGCGAGCUGUGACAGGUUUUUCAUGGCGUAAAACUAGCAAAUAUAUGCCCAGAGGUUCUGUCUGUAAUGUGUUAUUAACUUCAUGCCAUGAUGGUGUCUGCCGGCUGUGGGCAGAAACCGUAUUACCAGAAGACUGUCUUUUGGGUGAGCAGAUUUGCGAGACUACCACUUCCAGCACUGCCAGCAGCCUUACUCAUGCUGGAAGUCACAAAGAUGGAGUACAACAUGCUCUUGAGACAAUACACCAUUUGAAAAAUUUAAGGAAAGGACAAAGGAAGUCUUCCAUUCUUGUAACGCACACUGAAUUAAUGCAUGACCAGAUGGCAACGCAUGAGGUUCAAAGACACAUUUCCCAUCACGCAAAUGUACUGUGUCAUUUUCACAUUGCAGCGAGCAUCAAUCCCGCCACAGAUAUUCCAAAUGUCUUGGUUGGCACUGUAUUUAACAUUGAUGAUGGAAAUGGGGGCUUUGUAGUUCAUUGGUUAAACAACAAAGAAUUUCAUUUUACAUCAUCUACUGAAAUAUUUAUGCAGCAAUUACGAAAACUUUCUGAAAAGCAGGUGGAUCAUGAAAACGACAAAGGAGAUAGAGAAGAUGAAUGUUCACAGGAGGAAAGAGAGAGGGGUUUACAUAUGAAACUAGACCAUGAAUUAUCCCUGGAUAGAGAAUCUGAAGCAGGUACAGGAUCAUCAGAACAUGAAGAUGGAGAAAGAGAGGGAAGUCCUAGAACCUGUUCACGACCUAGUGUACCAAUGCCACUGCCUACAGUCCUGCUUGAUCGGAAGAUCGAAAUGCUGCUAACUGAAUGGAAUAAGAAUCCUGACAUGCUUUUUACUAUACACCCGGUAGAUGGUACCUUCCUAGUGUGGCAUGUAAAGUAUUUGGAUGAAUAUAAUCCUGGAAUAUUUAGACAAGUCCAGGUUUCUUUUUCUUCUCGGAUUCCUGUUGCAUUUCCAUCUGGUGAUGCAAGCUCUCUUAGUAAAAAUAUCAUGAUGUAUGCCUGUAUAAAUGCUGCAAAAGAUUCUCACCACACUCUGUUACACGAAGACAUGAUGGCUGAAUGCAGUCCUCAUGGAUCACAGCUGCAUUCUGGACCACACAGUACAAAUAUGAACAUUUUAGCUCCCACAGUAAUGAUGGUCUCUAAACACAUAGAUGGCUCUUUAAAUCAAUGGGCAGUCACUUUUGCUGAUAAGUCUGCCUUUACCACUGUUCUAACUGUAUCUCACAAAUUUAGAUAUUGUGGUCAUAGAUUUCACCUCAAUGACCUGGCAUGUCAUUCAGUUUUACCAUUAUUAUUGACAUCAUCUCAUCAUAAUGCUCUGCUGACUCCUGAAUCAGAUUUUCAGUGGGACUCAGACAAUAAAUUAGGUAGAUUAAUGGAUCCUGUAAGACACAUAAAAGGUUCCUCGAAACAACCUCUCAGAAAUGCAGCAACACGUACAUUUCACGACCCGAAUGCCAUCUACAGUGAACUUAUUCUGUGGCGCGUGGACCCAAUAGGACCUUUGUCAUACACUGGAGGAGUAUCGGAGUUGGCACGAAUUAACUCUUUACAUACUUCAGCCUUCUCUAAUGUUGCUUGGCUUCCAACUCUUAUUCCUAGUUACUGUCUUGGCACAUAUUGCAAUUCUGCGAGUGCUUGCUUUGUUGCUUCUGAUGGCAAAAAUCUGAGACUUUACCAAGCUGUGGUAGAUGCAAGAAAAUUAUUGGAUGAACUGUCAGAUCCAGAAUCUUCAAAACUUAUUGGAGAAGUGUUUAAUAUUGUGAGCCAACAGUCUACUGCUCGACCUGGGUGCAUUAUUGAGCUCAAUGCAAUAACCAACCAAUGUGGCUCAAAUACACAGUUGCUUCAUGUGUUUCAAGAAGACUUCAUUAGAGGAUAUAAACCACAUAAAGAAGAUAUGGAGAAAAAGGAAACAGAAAUAUUUUUUCAGCCAUCACAAGGAUAUCGACCACCACCAUUUUCAGAAAAGUUCUUUCUAGUAGUAAUUGAAAAGGACAGCAAUAAUUGCUCUGUUCUCCACAUGUGGCACCUUCAUCUUAAAUCUGUACAGGCAUGUUUAGCUAAAGCUGCAGAAGGUGUUUCAUCAGAGAGUCUACUUUCAGUCCCUGGACAGAAGAACAUAGACUCUUCUCCAGAAACCUCUCCUAGUGUGAGCCCCAUACCACAUUCUUCAUCAAUCGCCAACCUUCAAACUGCUAGUAAACUGAUUCUGAGUUCUAGACGGGUAUAUAGCCGACCUCUUGAUCUCCCGGUAGGAGUUGAAGUAAUAAGAGCAACGCCUUCAGCAGGCCACCUGAGUUCCUCUUCAAUUUAUCCAGUGUGCCUGGCACCUUAUUUAGUGGUUACAACUUGUUCUGACAAUAAAGUACGCUUCUGGAAAUGUAGUAUGGAAACCAAUCUACAAUGUAAAAGUGAUGAGAAGGAAACCUAUCAUUGGAGGAGAUGGCCCUUGAUGAAUGAUGAAGGAGAAGAUAACAGCAGUACAGUGAGCAUUGUGGGAAGACCAGUUGCUGUUAGCUGUUCAUACACGGGUCGCCUUGCAGUGGCUUACAAACAACCUAUCCACCACAAUGGUUUUGUUUCUAAAGAAUUUUCCAUGCAUGUUUGCAUAUUUGAAUGUGAAUCUACAGGAGGGUCAGAAUGGGUUUUAGAACAAACAAUUCAUCUUGAUGAUUUGGUCAAAGUUGGGAGUGUACUUGAUUCAAGGGUCAGUGUCGACAGUAAUCUCUUUGUGUACAGCAAAUCAGAUGCACUUUUGAGCAAGGAUAGAUAUCUUAUUCCCAAUAUCAAACAUUUAGUACAUUUGGACUGGGUAUCAAAAGAAGAUGGCUCCCACAUUCUCACAGUAGGGGUCGGUGCUAAUAUCUUCAUGUAUGGGCGGCUUUCAGGAAUUGUGACUGAGCAAAUCAAUAGUAAGGAUGGAGUAGCUGUCAUUACUUUACCACUAGGUGGAAGUAUCAAGCAAGGAGUUAGGUCAAGAUGGGUUCUUCUUAGAUCUAUAGACUUAGUGUCUUCUGUUGAUGGUACACCUUCACUGCCUGUUUCUCUCUCUUGGGUAAGAGAUGGGAUAUUGGUGGUAGGAAUGGAUUGUGAAAUGCAUGUAUAUGCACAGUGGAAGCAUGCUGUCAAAUUUGGAGACGUUGACGCUGAUGGUCCUGAUGCAGAAGAGACAGCAGUACAAGAUCAUUUUGCCUUUAAAUCUAAUAUGUUGUCAAGAAAAAGUAUUGUUGAGGGAGCAGCCAUUGCUGAUGAUAUUUUUUGUUCACCAACUGUAGCUCAAGAUGGUGGCUUAUUUGAGGCUGCACAUGUACUUUCCCCUACUCUCCCGCAGUAUCAUCCAACCCAGCUGUUAGAAUUGAUGGACUUAGGGAAAGUUCGCAGGGCUAAAGCUAUUCUCUCUCAUUUAGUAAAAUGCAUUGCAGGAGAAGUUGCAAUAGUUAGAGAUGCUGAUGCUGGAGAAGGAACUAAGCGACAUCUUUCUCGAACCAUUAGUGUAAGUGGCAGUACAGCAAAGGAUACAGUCACCAUAGGGAAAGAUGGUACUCGAGAUUAUACUGAGAUAGAUUCUAUUCCCCCACUACCGUUAUAUGCAUUGCUUGCUGCCGAUCAAGAUACAACCUACAGAAUUUCAGAAGAAAGUACAAAAAUACCACAGAGCUAUGAAGAUCAUAUGGAAAGUCAACCAGAGGAUCAAUAUUCAGAGCUGUUCCAAAUCCAGGAUAUAACAACAGAUGAUAUUGACUUAGAGCCAGAAAAAAGAGAAAACAAAUCAAAAGUAAUAAAUCUUUCUCAAUACGGACCAGCUUACUUUGGCCAAGAACAUGCUAGGGUACUUUCAAGUCAUCUUAUGCACUCAAGUCUACCAGGCCUUACCCGUUUGGAGCAGAUGUUCCUUGUAGCUUUGGCUGAUACAGUGGCUACCACCAGUACUGAGCUUGAUGAAAACAGAGAUAAGAGUUACUCAGGAAGAGACACAUUAGAUGAGUGUGGUUUGCGGUACUUACUAGCUAUGCGCUUGCACACUUGCCUUUUGACAUCGCUGCCUCCUUUAUACCGAGUACAGCUGCUUCAUCAAGUUAACAUAAUACCUUGUGAUUGUAUCUGUUUGAUUUCUAUAGUUAUCAAAUCUUGUAACCCAGUGGUGUUUAGUUUCUACAACUACCUUCGAACUCAUCCUUUGCUUAUUCGAAGAAACCUUGCCUCCCCUGAAGGAACUUUGGCAACCUUAGGUCUCAAAACGGAGAAGAACUUUGUUGAUAAAAUUAAUCUCAUAGAAAGAAAAUUAUUCUUUACUACAGCAAAUGCUCAUUUUAAAGUUGGAUGUCCUGUUUUAGCCUUGGAGGUACUCUCCAAAAUUCCAAAAGUUACCAAAGUGUCUGCCUUACCUUCAGACAAAGAUCAGCCUGACUUCAUUUCUAAAAAGACGGACGAUGUACCUUCAGAAUCAAAAACUCUGAGUGAUGGUGAUAGAAGUUCUGGAACUGAUUGGUCAAACGUAACUUCAUCACAGAUUGACUGGAGUCAGCCAAUAGUAAAAGUUGAAGAGGAACCUCUUACUCUUGAUUGGGGUGAAGAGCACGAUGGUGCCUUAGAAGAAGAGGAAGAAGAUGCUGUCGGUUUAGUAAUGAAAAGUACAGAUGUCAGGGAAAAAGAUAGACAAGAAGAUCGGGAAGCCCCAGACCCUAAUGUGUUAUUGACUCCUCAGGAAGAGGAUUGCCUGGAAGGUGAUUCUGAAGUUGAUGUGAUUGCUGAACAACUAAAAUUCAGAGCUUGUUUAAAGAUCCUUAUGACUGAACUAAGAACUUUGGCUACAGGUUAUGAAGUAGAUGGUGGAAAACUCAGAUUUCAACUCUAUAACUGGCUUGAAAAGGAAAUUGCUGCCUUGCAUGAGAUAUGUAAUCAUGAAUCAGUUAUUAAAGAAUAUGCCAGUAAAAUGUAUUCCACAGUAGAGAGUGAUAUUCUGCAUCAGGAAGAAAUGGUGGACAAACCAGGUAUUGGUUCCUAUGAGUGGCACCAAAUAGAAAGGCGGAGACUACAGGCUAAACGAGAGCAUGCGGAAAGACGGAAGUUGUGGUUGCAGAAGAACCAAGAUCUCCUCAGAGUGUUUCUUAGUUACUGUAGCCUUCAUGGGGCCCAAGGUGGUGGUCUGGCCUCAGUAAGGAUGGAACUCAAAUUUUUGCUACAAGAAUCACAGCAGGAAACUACAGUGAAGCAGCUCCAGUCUCCACUACCACUGCCUACCACCCUACCUCUGCUUUCAGCAAGUAUUGCUUCAACAAAAACAGUCAUAGCUAAUCCUGUAUUGUACUUAAAUAAUCACAUCCAUGAUAUACUUUACACUAUUGUUCAGAUGAAAACACCACCUCAUCCCAGUAUUGAAGAUGUGAAGGUGCACACACUUCAUUCACUAGCAGCAUCACUUUCUGCAUCAAUUUACCAAGCAUUAUGUGACAGUCAUAGCUACAGCAGUCAGACAGAAGGGAACCAGUUUACAGGAAUGGCUUAUCAAGGACUUCUUUUAAGUGAUCGUCGAAGGCUAAGGACAGAAAGCAUUGAAGAACAUGCAACACCAAAUUCUUCUCCUGCUCAAUGGCCUGGUGUGAGUUCACUUAUUAAUCUCUUGAGUUCAGCCCAAGAUGAAGACCAGCCAAAAUUGAACAUUUUGUUGUGUGAAGCCGUUGUUGCUGUGUACUUAAGUUUAUUGAUACAUGCUCUUGCCACAAAUUCCUCCAAUGAAUUAUUUCGACUUGCAGCCCACCCAUUAAACAAUCGAAUGUGGGCUGCUGUUUUUGGGGGAGGUAUAAAACUUGUUGUGAAGCCUCAAAGACAAUCCGAAAAUAUUUCAGCACCUCCUGUUCCUUCUGAAGACAUAGAUAAACACCGCAGGAGGUUUAACAUGCGAAUGCUGGUUCCUGGAAGACCUGUAAAGGAUGCUACCCCACCACCAGUGCCUGCAGAAAGACCAUCUUACAAAGAAAAGUUUAUUCCUCCUGAACUCAGUAUGUGGGAUUAUUUUGUUGCAAAGCCGUUUCUCCCUUUGUCUGAUAGUGGAGUUAUAUAUGAUUCUGAUGAAAGCAUUCAUAGUGAUGAAGAAGAAGAUGAUGCUUUUUUUUCAGAUACACAGAUACAGGAACACCAAGACCCUAACUCCUAUAGCUGGGCUCUUCUACAUUUGACAAUGGUUAAGCUAGUACUUCACAAUGUCAAGAAUUUCUUUCCCAUUGCUGGACUGGAAUUCUCUGAGUUGCCUGUAACAUCACCAUUAGGUAUUGCUGUGAUUAAAAACUUGGAGAAUUGGGAGCAGAUCUUGCAAGAGAAAAUGGAUGAAUUUGAAGGUCCUCCCCCCAACUAUGUCAACACAUAUCCAACUGACCUUUCAGUAGGAGCUGGACCAGCUAUUCUUCGAAAUAAAGCAAUGCUAGAACCUGAAAAUACUCCAUUCAAAUCCCGGGAUUCUUCUGCGCUUCCAGUCAAACGACUUUGGCAUUUCCUUGUUAAACAAGAAGUACUUCAACAGACAUUUAUUAGAUAUAUUUUCACUAAGAAAAGAAAGCAGAGUGAGUCUAUAGAAGAACAUGUGGAGCAGGUCAAACAAAACUGCAUAGCAGAAGAUUGCCACAUCAAGGUUGAAGCAGAUCUGGGCUAUCCAGGAGGAAAGGCAAAAAUCAUUCAUAAGGAGUCAGAUAUGAUCAUGGCAUUUUCUGUUAAUAAGGCAAACUGUAAUGAAAUUGUUUUGGCUUCAACGCAUGAUGUACAAGAACUCGAUAUUACUUCUCUUCUGGCCUGUCAGUCAUACAUAUGGAUUGGAGAAGAGUAUGACAGAGAAUCCAAAAGUUCAGAUGAUAUUGAUUAUCGUGGUUCCACUACAACUCUUUAUCAACCCAGUGCAACAUCCCAUUCAGCAAGUCAGGUGCAUCCAUCUUCAUCUCUGCCGUGGCUGGGCAGUGGACAGACUAGCAUUGGAGCUAGUGUGCUUAUGAAAAGGAAUCUACAUAAUGUUAAGAGAAUGACCUCACACCCAGUCCAUCAAUACUAUCUUACAGGUGCUCAGGAUGGCAGUGUACGAAUGUUUGAGUGGACAAGACCUCAGCAGCUUGUCUGUUUCCGCCAAGCUGGCAAUGCAAGAGUUACCAGAUUAUAUUUCAAUUCACAAGGCAACAAGUGUGGUGUCGCAGACGGAGAGGGUUUUCUGAGUAUCUGGCAAGUAAACCAAACUGCAUCAAAUCCCAAACCUUACAUGAGUUGGCAGUGCCACAGUAAAGCCACAAGUGACUUUGCAUUUGUUACCUCUUCAAGUCUAGUUGCCACAUCUGGACAGUCCAAUGACAAUAGAAAUGUAUGCCUCUGGGACACAUUGAUAUCACCCGGAAACAGCCUCAUUCAUGGUUUCACAUGCCAUGAUCAUGGUGCCACGGUACUUCAGUACGCGCCAAAACAGCAACUCCUAAUAUCUGGGGGCAGGAAAGGCUACAUCUGCAUUUUUGACAUCAGGCAGCGACAGCUAAUUCACACAUUCCAGGCACAUGACUCUGCAGUUAAGGCGCUGGCUCUCGAUCCCUGUGAGGAAUAUUUUACUACAGGUUCAGCAGAAGGUAACAUAAAGGUUUGGAGGUUGAGAGGCCAUGGCCUACUUCAUUCAUUUAAAAAUGAACACGCUAAACAGUCCAUAUUCAGAAACCUUGGGGCUGGAGUCAUGCAGAUCGACAUCACCCAGGGCAACCGCAUCUUCUCCUGUGGGGCAGAUGGGACGCUGAAGACGAGGGUUUUGCCCAGUGCUUUUAACAUCCCUCAUAGCAUUCUUGACAUUCUAUAGACUUAAAGAUUGGGGCUUUAUUUUUAUAAACAUUUCAAUUAAAAAACACACUGCAGAAAUUAUUAGGCAUUUCUGCUUUCCAAGCAGUUGUUAACCCAUUGAAAACAAUACAGAGAAUCUCUGUGUAGAAUUUGAAUCUGAUCCAAGCUGAGUUUUAGGCUGAGUUUUGCGUAUAUGGGCUGGUAGAAUGACUGUGCAUGUGUACCUUUUAUCAUGCCGACAUAAAUAAAACAAAACCUAGUACUGUAUAAAGGGUAGCUAUUCUUUACAGCAUUUAGCAAACCUGAUUCAGAAAACAUUUGAGGUUAGAAGUUAGCAUAUAAGUUAGUUAUAAUAAUGAGAAGGACCUUUACACCAAAUCAAGGAAGAAAAUGUUGCUGUUUCAGGUUUUUCUUCCUAUUCUUACCACUGAUUGAAGCAUGCCUGCAGUCUCCUUUGUUGAAUGAAGAAUAGUCAUAAGGAGUUAGAAGCUUCAGGACACCAGAAACACACUGUAAGCAGCGUGUAAGCACACUUUGAAGCAGCGCAUAGUGACUAGUUCUCUGCUGUGAGAGGUCGUUCCCAUUCUUUCCUGCUGAAUAUUUUUCCUGUUAGUGUUUAUACUGAUCUAGUACUGUAAUUUGCAAAUGAGUGCAAAUUUAAAUGCAAUGUUUUCCUCACAAUUUGCACAUUCACGUUUUUUGGACUGCUAGAUUUUCUAUUUAAAUAUUUGCCUUCAUGUUAGGAAUGUAAUAUGUGGACAUGACAUAUUGGUAGUUAACCAAAACAUACCAAGUUAGUACUUCUUUUUUAGUCCAGUUUAGUACUUUUUCUUUUCAUGUAUUCAAGGUUAAAACACCCACAAUAUUUUAAGGCUAUGUUGAACCUACACCAGUAGAGCAUUUCAUAUCAUAAUUAAAAUGAAUGUUAGGCUUUCUGUGGCCAGUUAAUAGUUGAUGAGAUUGGUGAUAUUAUUUAUUACCACAGCCUAUUGUAUAAACUAUGCAGAGUUAAAUAUUAUUUGCUUGAAAAGUGUUAGCCAGUGUUGUCAUAUUUUGAUGUACUUCUUGGUUAUGACCAAAAAUAUGUUCUUGAAAUAUUGAAACCAAUGUCUGUGUUUAAAUGUUUACCAGCAAAUUGUCUCAUCACGUUAAUGAGAAUGUUUAAUGCCUGUGCAGUAUAUAGUAAAAUAUAAUGGCAUAAGAGCACCUUUCUCUGAAGGCAAUGUGAUGUUUGGGCUGUGAAAUACAUAUGUAAAAGAAAAAUAAAUGUUAUUUGUUAGAGUUUUACCUCAGUUUG
Molecule: messenger RNA, 10130 nt
Organism: Aethalodelphis obliquidens (Pacific white-sided dolphin)
Lineage: Eukaryota; Metazoa; Chordata; Mammalia; Artiodactyla; Delphinidae
Gene: DMXL2
Product: Dmx like 2
Exons: 40
Coding region: 339-8852 (2837 amino acids)
Biological process (GO): vacuolar acidification
Cellular component (GO): RAVE complex
Molecular function (GO): protein binding
Source: RefSeq, a predicted model, not a curated record